GGCCCCAUCAACCCGGCCUCGCUGCCUCCCGGCGACCCUCAGCUCAUCGCUCUCAUCGUGGAGCAGCUCAAGAGCCGGGGCCUGUUUGACAGCUUCCGCCGGGACUGCCUGGCCGACGUGGACACCAAGCCAGCUUACCAAAACCUGAGGCAGAAAGUGGAUAAUUUUGUGUCAACACAUCUGGACAAGCAGGAAUGGAAUCCCACGAUGAACAAGAACCAGCUGCGGAAUGGUCUGAGGCAGAGUGUGGUUCAAUCAGGGAUGUUGGAAGCUGGUGUAGACAGAAUCAUUUCUCAGGUGGUGGACCCGAAACUGAACCACAUCUUCAGGCCACAGAUAGAACGGGCAAUUCACGACUUCCUGGCAGCCAAGAAGAAAGAAGCCGUGCCUGCACCCCCUCCAGAGCCUGACAGCCAAGACCCUCCAGCUCCGUCCCAGGACACGUCCUAAGAAUUUAACUGACACCUUUUGAAAGUGCCAUUUAAUUAAUGGUGAAGAGAUGGAUUCAGUUACUUAGGAGAACAACUUCAGAAUGAAGAUAGUUCAAGGUGGUCACUCACUUCAAGAUUCCAGCCUUGACUGUGGGGUGUGUCCAGACUGAACAAGGAACAAGUCAGGCAGUGGGCAAGUUGCCCGCAUGUGCUCCCUGGACAGGGCUGCCAUUUGCCCAGCCUGUCUAAGGGUUGGGACUCUGUCAAUGACACUACAGAGAUAAAAAGAAACACUACAGCUACUGGGUUGUCCUGAAACAACUUGCAUACGUGAACAUGGAGACUGCACAUGGAUCGAGGGUUGUGCUCUGGGGUGAACAGACGCUGCAAUGAAAGAGCACACCCGACCCAAAGACAGUUUCAAGGUUUGC
Tupaia belangeri chinensis (Chinese tree shrew) is the source of this 862-nucleotide messenger RNA. RefSeq names its product biorientation of chromosomes in cell division 1 (gene BOD1). The annotation marks the transcript as partial. The record is from RefSeq and is a predicted model, not a curated record. Lineage: Eukaryota; Metazoa; Chordata; Mammalia; Scandentia; Tupaiidae. The transcript is spliced from 5 exons.